AUGAUUUCUUCAAUUUACGACUAUGUAGAUUCGAAUAAAGAGCUAGAAAAUGUCCAAAAUUUCUGGUCCCUUUCAGAUCAUUUCAAUUUUUUCCUCGAAACUUCUACAAUAAUUUUUAACCUAAUCCAUUUAUCAAUUUUGCUCCAAAAAGAGCUCAGAAAGUUCUCGAUUUUUAUUUUAAUGGCUGGAAUUUGUAUUUCUGACAUUUUGGGAUUCUUAGUUUCCCUGAUUUUCCUAGAUUUAUCCCGCGAAGACUCCCAGAAACAAAUUCAAGAAUUUCGAAAUUCUAAUUUUCCAUUUUGGCUCUGUUUUGAUGGUCCCUUCAAAAUUCUGGACCCUGCUGGAGUCCUAAAAACUAUAAUUUUAAACUCCACACGACCAAUUUCAAUUUGGUUAGCAAUUUUUAUGGCUUUGAUCAGAACGUUGUCGAUUAUUUUCCCAAUGAAUUCGAAUUUUACGAAACCCAAAAAUACAGUAACCCUGGUUACUGUAACUUGUCUAUUUUGGAUUAUUUAUUACUCGUGGGAACUGAUUUUUGCAGAGAUUUGGUGGUUUCCAGAUCAAAUCUCGUAUGGCUGCAAUCUCAAAACCCAAGCUCGUAAAUACACCCAUUACGUUUUGGCACUAUCCACGGAUUUUUUAAUGGAAUCCCGGGAAAAUCGAGAAUAUUUGGUCCGCCUGAUCCCUGUAUUUUUCUAUCCAAUUCUCACAGUUUCUCUACUUUUUGAGUUGUAUAAAAUCAAAAAACGAAGGAAAAUUUUAUCAAAAAAUCAGGAAAAUUCGUCGGAUAAUACUGUAAUUUUGGUGUUUUUCAUGACUGUUUCAUUCAUGUUAUCCGAAGGUUUGGCGGGAAUUUCAAAUUUUUAUGAAGUUUCAAGUUUUUCUGAUCGUUCAGAGAUUUUGUGA
Caenorhabditis briggsae is the source of this 906-nucleotide messenger RNA. Gene Ontology annotation, cellular component: membrane. The transcript has 2 exons. Bases 1 to 906 code for a protein of 301 amino acids. Lineage: Eukaryota; Metazoa; Nematoda; Chromadorea; Rhabditida; Rhabditidae. Gene Ontology annotation, molecular function: G protein-coupled peptide receptor activity. The record is from RefSeq and is a predicted model, not a curated record.